CGAGGCUUUAUGACAAUAAAAAUGAAUCAUUGUGACAAAGAAGUGAUGACAUAAAAACUCACCAAAACGGAUUUUUUUUUUGGACGACGUUUGGAUGAUAUCGACGGUGACGUCAUCUCUCCGCCAAAACUGGACGAGGAUGUGAUAGUUUGGCGAGCAGGAGUCCUGACAUGCAAGUGUGGAAAUCGGCGUUCUUGCUGCUGCUCGCGGCUCCAUGCUGGACGCUGCAGGAGGAGGGGGAAGAGGACGACACAGUGGCAGGAGACGUCGGCGUCCAUCAGCAGGGGCGGCUGGUGGAGCUGCUGACCUCCCUCGAGUGCCAAGAACUCCUGGUCGCCCUCUCCAAUCCGGAGGAAAACGUCGCAGAGCACGCCGACAGCCUCUCGCUGGAACACAAUCGGCUCCGCGCCAAGAGAGACGCCGCCUCGCUGCAAGACAGCGAUGCCGAGUGCAGGGCGGCCCUCGGAGCCUGGCUGGAGAAGUACGGGCCAGAGGUGUACUACGACCGCCUCUCCCGGGCCCUGCAACACAUCGGCAGAACGGACGUCGCCCUCGAGGUCGGCAAGAACAUCAACCAGGACAAGAUCUUGAACCUGCAGCGCUACGCCGAAGGAUAUCACCGGUUUGCCAGCUCCCUGAAGUCCCGAGAGGUGCGACCGCAAAAAGGCCAGAAGGGCAGGAAAAAACGGGUGUCGGAGCUGACGUGGCGCGACCUGGACCUGGUCGUGCUGCGGCCCCCCGUCGCCGCCUACACUAAGGGCCCCUUGGACGUGGCGCUCCCUCUUCUGUACGGCGUCCUGCUGGGCUUCGGGGGCUCCUUGCUGGCCGCCGCCGCCGCCCUCCUCGCCGUCCUACGCGUCGCCCGCUGGAACCGACGAUGCCGUGGAGCCCGGGUGGUCUACGACUGUAAGGUGACGGCGUAGAGCUGGUCUUGGUCGAGAGAAACCACUAUAAAGCAGCUCUGUAGGGGGCAAGAAAUCAAGUUUUUGCCUCGCUAUAUUGGCUCGGUGACCCUGGCGCACAUGGCCUUUCCUUUUAACAACA
Messenger RNA from Nerophis lumbriciformis (worm pipefish), 1044 nucleotides. NCBI's taxonomy places the organism in Eukaryota, Metazoa, Chordata, Actinopteri, Syngnathiformes, Syngnathidae. The record is from RefSeq and is a predicted model, not a curated record.